This is a messenger RNA of Protopterus annectens (West African lungfish), 3337 nucleotides long. Its product is annotated as cell death activator CIDE-3-like. The transcript has 6 exons. The record is from RefSeq and is a predicted model, not a curated record. Bases 419 to 1129 code for a protein of 236 amino acids. NCBI's taxonomy places the organism in Eukaryota, Metazoa, Chordata, Ceratodontiformes, Protopteridae. Gene Ontology annotation, biological process: apoptotic process; regulation of apoptotic process.
UGUAACUCAAUAUCCAUUGAUUAAAAUAUUCCUUAGCAGUGAUUGGUCAACAUUUGUACCCAUCCCCCACAUCCUAACACAAACAAAUUUCUUAGGAGCAGCCUUUCUCUUGUGGUUAUUGUGGGCAUAUCAUUUUAUGGAAAAUUAAGCAUUAUAGUAAUGAUUUAGCUUCAAAAGCAAGCAAAUGAAUAAGCAAAAUGUGAUUGCUACUUGUUUAAGCUGUGAAAGGUAUAAGAAGAAGAAGAAAACCAGCAGAACUUGAGCAUUCAGCAUUUCUUCACUACAUCAGUACAAUAAGUCUAUUAACAGUGAAAUCUUCACUGCACCAGAGUAAAGCAUUGCUUCAUUGUCACCACACACUAUUGUGACAUAUUGUGUGUGCAUCAUUGUCGCAGUGUGACGAGUGUCUCUUACUGGGAUGGAGUACGCUGUGAACUCACUGCGAGUACUGUCUUCGAAAUCUAUAUCCAGGUGCGUGACUGCCAGUGCGUCUGUGACGCAGCACUUUUUACAUGGAACUUCCAUGAAACCAAGACCCUUUCGUGUCUGCAACUGGGACCAAAGCCUGAAGAAGGGCAUCAUGGGAGCUACCCUAGAAGACCUGCUGGAAAAGGUUCAAGACUCCCUUCUAGUUACAUCUCCUAUAACUCUGGUUCUUGCUGAAGAUGGCACAGUUGUGGAUACAGAGGAUUUCUUUCAGACACUGGAUGAAAACACGGUUUUCAUGGUGCUGGAGAAGGGUCAGAAAUGGAAACCCCCAAGGGAUGGAUCUUAUCAGCUCUAUCUCCAUUCUGCAACAAAACCUAGAACUAUGGAUGUUGCCAGGAUCACCUUUGACCUUUACAAAACAAAUCCUAGAGAUUUUAUUGGCUGCUUAAAUGUGAAAGCUACCUUGUAUGGCAUGUACUCUGUAUCCUAUGAACUCAAGUGCAAUGGAGCAAAGAGAUUUGUAAAGGAAGCAGCACGGUGGACACUUUUUACAAUGCAGGCAAUGGGUCAUGCACUUCUGGGAACGUCCUAUUACAUGCAACAACUGCUUGAUGAGGAAGAGUCAUCAGACACCUCAGCAAAAUGUCAGAGAGACUUCUUGCCAGAUUUUGCUGCCAUCGGCAGUGGCAGAGCCAUAUAGUUGUUCUCCUGAGGUGUCUGGAGGAAUGUGAAGGGCACAGAACUGGAGUAAUAAAAUGUUCACUAGCACCACAAUGUGUAUUACUACAACAAUGCUGCUUUCAUGGUUUGCACAAACUAAACUAUUGCUGAAAGUAUGCUUUUUGAACACUAUUCUGUCCAUUUUGUUUUUCAUUUGAAUGUUUGUAAAUGUUACUUCUCCUUUCCAUGGUAUCUAUGAAUAAGUCAAGUUCUGCCACAUUUCAUGGUGAAUUAAGCAGAUGUAGGCCUGGUGAUUGCUGUGUGCAAUUGGCAGAGGGACUUGAGCAGUCUCUCUACUGUGCUGAAUGUGUUCCUGUUGGUGUGAGUCAGCUGACUUCAUCAGCCCUGGAAUGCCACACUCCUGCUGUUCUCAAAUCUCUUAAAUGUCUUUGUCACAGGACCUUUGUACAACUAGUAAUACCCGUCAGAAGUCAUCGUCCUCGUGGAAGCAGUGAUAUCAGUAAUGGGUCAGAAUCCUUGUAUAACCAGUGAUAUCUGUGAUUUCCACAGUUUGUGACCAGUUUAAGCCAUCUAGUAGCUGUUUUUGAGCUUUGGUGAAUGAAUCAUCAUCAUGUGAGGACCCUGGUUUAUUACCAAAGCCUGGUGGCUAAAAACAGUAAUCUGACUUGAGUUUUAAUGCCAAUAGUAAACUUUAUCUUAAUGCAUUGUGUCUCAGACCAAUCACCUGCUUUACACUAAGCACCAGUAUUGGAAAUUAAAACCUGAUUUCUGAUUCAACGUUAACUGAAAUUUGCUGUUGCACUAAGAAUUGAUCAGCAAUUUGCCACUAUAUGGUUCAGUUUUUAUUUCAAAAACAUUCAGAAAGAUCAGUGCUGUUGUGUACAAAACAGCCAUGUAGACCUCACUAGCUUCAUGGCAAAAGAGCACUGUGCCAUUCUAACAUUCAGAUGUUAUGUGUGGAAGUGAUCCCAGGGCUCCAUGAAACAUUGCAUCUGAUGCUUUUUCCAUAUAGCACUGCACACACAAGGAGCUAUUGAACACAACUCUGUUGGCCAAAUUCUUUGAAGAAAGCCAUCUACAAUCGGUUGAAAUACUGUGCUGAGAAAUGAGUGUUUUGUGCGACAUAAUGGCUUUGCAGGCUUUAGUCACAGCACUGGGAAAAGCACAGUGGUAUUUCCUCUCCUGUUCAGUGGGACAAGUUUUAGCAACUGAACAUAUUUUUAAUUUUUAGCUGUAAUGCUGGGAAUUGAACCAUGUUCUCUUGUUACACAGCUGAGGUUACCCACAUGAAGCCAGGGUGCAGUUGCUUAAAUAAAUAAUGGAUUGUUGCAGUGCAGUUUUUGAUGUAUGUCACCUUUAGAGAACAGUUAGCUGGUGUCUUUCACCAUGGGAUAAAACAGCUGCACCACUGUGCUGGAAGUAAUACCCUACUAUGUUCAUGUGUGAAAUCUAUAGCAAUCACUGGUUCUGUGCUCAAACGCAGCUACAGAAACAGCUGUGUCAUGUUGCAUUGUUAUAAAACAAAGACAGUAAACUGCAAAACUUGCCUUAGGAGGGCUGUAGAAGAGAUGGCCCUCUGUUUUCAGUGGAACAGAUCCUUUUUGUGUAACUUUCGUAUUUAUGUAUCUUUCAUAUCUCUUAUUUUCUAUCUUUGUUCACAUCAUUUUAAAGGUGCAAUUUUAUUUAUUUAUUUAUGAUAAUCUAAUACAAAGUAUAUUUCAUUUUGCUUGUGAAAUCUGGAAAUUUCUUCUAGACAGGCUGUAAUAGCUUGCAGUAGCACCUUGAUUAGUGGAGCAUGGUGGGAGGGGGACAUCUGAGACUAUAAUGACACAUUUAUUCCAUACAUCAACACUCCACAGUGAAAUGAUUUACAUUAUGUUGGUAAAGAUACACUGGGUGUUUUAUAGUUAAAAUUAUUAGCCAUAGCAUCUUUGUGAGGAGGUGUGCCUGCAGCCCCUAAGAGUGAUGCCAUACAAUAAUGCACAUGCCUGGUGGGACUCCAUGUCUGUUACUGUAUGCAGUCAAGCAAAAGCAUUCAGUAAAAAUGUCUGAUAUUGCAAGCAGUUACACAGGCUGCAGCUACACAGGGGAUCUGCAGCUAGUGCAAGUACUUGUAACUCAGUGGUAUUUUAUACUUCAUAUGGUACUGCAGUAAAAAGAGGGGAGCUGCAGCUAGUGCAAGUACUUGUAACUCAGUGGUAUUUUAUACUUCAUAUGGUACUGCAGU